GGGCCCGGGGCUCCCAGCGGCUGCCAGACGCCUGGCAGGCGUCCUGCCUCCACACAGCUGGCCCUGGUCCCGCUCCCCCAGCCCUUGGGGGGCUGUGGGAGGCUCCUCGGGGCAGGCCACACGGGCUACUGGGUGCUGACCUGCAACCGGGAAGGACCCAAACCCCGCCUGGAGUGGGGACUCAGGACUGGGGGGCCAGUGCCCCUCAGAGGGGAGGCCUGUGCAGCUGGGGGGCUGGCGGUGGGGGCGGGGUUCCUCUGGGCCCGGGGGUGAGGCUGAGUGGGGCCUGGCAGGAGCCCCUGAGUGGGGACAGUGGGUGCUGCAGCAGGCUUGGGCCUGAGACCCCCCAGGCUGGGGAAGAGACCCAGAGUCCGAACGCAGCGCUAUACGGGAAGCGAGAUGGCCCUGCCGGGCCUGAAGCCCCCUCCACCGGCUUACUUCCUCCAACCUUGGUGUAACAUGAUGCGCAGCGGUCCCUCCCACCUCCGAGGACCAGCCCAAACAAAACAGUCAGGAAACGAAACUACUGGGCAGGCCCGCCCCCCAGGCCCCGUUGCUCCUGCCUAUAUCCGGACCUCAUCUGCACCUGCUCUGCCUCCGGGAACACACAUCUCGAUCCUGCUCCUUUGCUUCAGCGCUUGGUUCCCUCUGCGCCAGAGAUGAUCAAGGAGGAGCACGAGGUGGCCGUGCUGGGGGCGCCCCAGAGCCAGGGGCCCGUGCUGGGGGCGCCCCAGAGCCAGGUGGCCAUGCUGGGGGCGCCCCAGAGCCAGGCGCCCGUGGCGACCACGGUGAUCAACAUCCGCAGCGACACCGCCGUGCCCGACCACAUCGUGUGGUCCCUGUUCAACACCAUCUUCAUGAACUGGUGCUGCCUGGGCUUCGUGGCGUUCGCCUACUCUGUGAAGUCUAGGGACCGGAAGAUGGUCGGCGACAUCACUGGGGCCCAGAGCUACGCCUCCACCGCCAAGUGCCUGAACAUCUGGGCCCUGGUCCUGGGCGUCUUUCUGACCAUUGGAUCGAUCGUUGUUCUUGUGUUCGUCUUCGUGGCAGUCUACAGUAUGGCUUUGGAGAUAAUGAGAAAUAGAGGCUACUAGCCGCUGUCCGUGGAGGCGGCCCAGGGCCUCCACCGUCCUUGGUGGCUUUGCACCCGAGGCAUGGGCCCGCCCCGCUCCCAACCCGUAGGCAGCAGUUUAUAGACACAGAUUGUCAACCGCUGAAUCAAUAAAGUGCCCUUGUCUGUGAA
Molecule: messenger RNA, 1243 nt
Organism: Capra hircus (goat)
Lineage: Eukaryota; Metazoa; Chordata; Mammalia; Artiodactyla; Bovidae
Product: interferon-induced transmembrane protein 1-like
Exons: 2
Coding region: 660-1094 (144 amino acids)
Biological process (GO): defense response to virus; response to interferon-beta; negative regulation of viral genome replication
Cellular component (GO): plasma membrane
Source: RefSeq, a predicted model, not a curated record